Messenger RNA from Talaromyces atroroseus, 1917 nucleotides. RefSeq lists its product as hypothetical. Bases 1 to 1917 code for a protein of 638 amino acids. The transcript is spliced from 3 exons. Lineage: Eukaryota; Fungi; Ascomycota; Eurotiomycetes; Eurotiales; Trichocomaceae. The record is from RefSeq and is a predicted model, not a curated record.
AUGCCGUUCGAUAUUAGAAUCAAUUCAGACGAAGAUUUCGAAUCGGAGCACUCGUCACUGAGUGACGACGAAGGUUCCUCUGGCGUGAACGUGUCUUCCCCGUCUGCCGCAGGCAGUCAAGACUAUUAUGAUGGCGAAUGGGCGCAUUUAUCAUAUCCUGAUGAGAUAGGCUCCGAUUCGGCGUCUCGGACACGAGCUUCACGCCGUCAUAUCCAUCAUGCCGGGCCUUCUUCCCGCUCCAGAUCAGGUCGUCGAUACUCGCGGCGAGAUAUCCCCCCCCAAAGAGAAGCCUUUACCCAGAGGACACGCCGCAAUCGGUCUCCGGAAUCUCCUGAAAGUGAGGAGACCGACGAGGAAUUUCUAGAGAAUUAUAGCCGACACCAACCGGACAGGAGAUAUUGGCACCCUGUGGCACCCGCACCUGUUGGUGGCUACCCCCCGAGUUCAUCUUCUGGGCCAUCCUACAAUGUAUUUCCGAAUGGACUUGGACACCCACAUCCACCAUAUCCUCACGCUGCCCCUCCGCAUCAGCCUUCAGAUCAAUUAGUGAGAUUUGGACACGCCGUUCACAUGGGUCGCCCGGGCCAAUACGGUAACACAUCGCCGCCUUAUGGCUACGGUGGGUCACCAUUCCCUCCGCCACACCAUGCAGCUAUGCCGCCAUUUUAUGGUAAUGAUCACUUGCCUGGACAUCCGGGCCCUCAUCCCACUCAUCAUCUACAUCAGUCUCACAGUAGAAGUCGGGGACAAAGCCCGCCGGAGCCACCAGUUCCACAACUGUCCCACGUUCCACCUCCCCCCAACCCACACUAUGCCCCCUUCGGCCCACCUGACCUGAUUCCAUACAGCGCAAACGGUUACAUGCCCUAUAACCCAAACUUUCCACCUAUCCCGGGUGGGAUGAUCAACCAUCAGUUAUUUGGUCAACUGCCUCGCCAGCCCGAAUCUCCUUCGACGGCUUCGCAACCAGACACAUCAAAAGACGACGCUAUUGCUAGGUUGGAACAGCUCAUAAAGGACGAACGAGCAGAACGAGAGGCGAGGGAUGCAGCACGUGAAGCAGCUCUGGAGAAAGCGGCCGCAGAUAAACUGGCAGCGGAAGAAAAGGCGGCAGCAGAAAAGAAAAUCGCCGAUGAAGCAGCAGCAAAAGCCACGGCUAUAGCAAAGGAAGAGGCGGCAAUCGCAGCUGCGGAAGAGGCUAUCAGAGCCCAGAAAGCUGCCGAGGAGUUAGCAGCGAACGCGGCAGCGGAGGCUAAGAAGGCAGCGGAGGAAGCUGCAGCAGCGGCAGCUGCAGAGGCUAAAAAGGCGACGGAUGAGGCAGCUGCCGCCGCAGCUGAGGAGGCCAAAAAAGCGACAGAAGAAGCUGCCGCUGCCGCUGCUGCAGAGGCAAAAAAGGCAGCAGAGGAGGCAGCAGCAAAGCCUCCACCAGAGAAGAAGAAGCCCAUCAAAUUUAAAGAUGCUGUCGGAAGAAAAUUCAGUUUUCCCUUUCACUUAUGCAGCACAUGGCAGGGAAUGGAGGAACUCAUUCGCCAGGCGUUCCUUCAUGUCGAGGUUAUAGGGCCUCAUGUUGCGGAGGGGCAUUAUGACCUUGUUGGUCCUAAUGGCGACAUUAUCUUGCCGCAGGUUUGGGAAACUGUCGUCGAACCUGACUGGACUGUAACCAUGCAUAUGUGGCCGAUACCAGAACCGAAAGAACCUGACCCCCCACCGCCUCCUCCGCCCGCUGAGGAACCUGCUCCACCGCCACCAGCCCCAGAACCUAAGAAGAAACCGGACCCUGCACCGAAAAAACCAAAGCCUAUUAGGGGCGAUCCUGGAGCGUUUACACUAUGGAUGAUGGGCAAUACUCGGCCAAAGUCGAACACCAAGGCUUUAAAAGUGGUAAAAAAGCCUGAGAUCAUACAACAGAACGGGUAA